Hippoglossus stenolepis (Pacific halibut) is the source of this 2997-nucleotide messenger RNA. It is a transcript of the gene stk17al, whose product is annotated as serine/threonine kinase 17a like. The transcript has 7 exons. The record is from RefSeq and is a predicted model, not a curated record. The coding region runs from base 213 to 1364 and encodes 383 amino acids. Gene Ontology annotation, biological process: protein phosphorylation; positive regulation of apoptotic process; intracellular signal transduction. Lineage: Eukaryota; Metazoa; Chordata; Actinopteri; Pleuronectiformes; Pleuronectidae. Gene Ontology annotation, molecular function: protein serine/threonine kinase activity; ATP binding. Gene Ontology annotation, cellular component: nucleus.
ACUCAGUUUACCGCACCGACUCCGACUGUGCGUGUGUGUCCCACUCCCGCAGCGCUGCAUCCUCUCGUCCGGAGACGCGCUCCGCCUGGAUUAUCUCCCGGUGCUUCCACACAGCUGCCGUCCGCCCGAUUCUCCUCGUUGUCAUGCAAGUUUGUACUCGGUUCUAGCAGAAAGUCGACUUUGUUGCCAUUUUUUUUUAUUGUUGUUGGCGGAUGAAGAGUGUUUUGCUCCAAGACGCGACUUCGAUGCCAGGUCCAGCCAAGAUGAGCAAAAACGGAAUGGUGACCAAGAUCCACACGAGGAUAAGAUGUGACCCGUUCACGGCCAGUUACGACCUGGUGGGCAAAGAGCUUGGCAGGGGAAAGUUUGCGGUGGUGAAGAAGUGCAUCGAGAAGGCAACGGGGAAGCAGUACGCUGCCAAGUUCCUGCGAAAGCGACGGAAGGGUGAGGACUGCCGCAUGGACGUCUUGAACGAGAUUUCCGUGCUGGAGUCGGCCAAGGCCAACCCGUAUGUGGUGGCGCUGCACGAGGUCUACGAAACCAACACUGAAAUCAUCCUCGUCCUCGAGUGCGCCGCCGGUGGUGAAAUCUUCAACCAGUGCGUGGCUGAUAACGACGAGGCCUUCACAGAGAAAGACGUGAUCCGGCUGGCCAAGCAGAUCCUGAAUGGGGUGGCCUUCCUGCAUCGAAACAAUGUGGUGCAUCUGGAUCUGAAACCCCAGAAUGUCCUGCUGACCAGUGCCAGUCCUCUCGGGGACAUUCGUAUUGUGGACUUUGGCUUGUCCAGACGCAUGGACAACAUCACAGAAGUCAGGGAGAUCCUGGGAACGCCAGAGUAUGUGGCACCAGAGAUCCUGAACUAUGAACCCAUUAGCACUGCGACAGACAUGUGGAGUAUCGGGGUCCUGACCUACGUCAUGCUGACGGGCGAGUCUCCUUUUCUUGGUGAAGAGAAGCAGGAAACAUUCCUCAACAUCUCCCAAGUCAACGUAGACUACUCGCAAGACACGUUUGAAGGAAUCUCCUCCCUGGCUGUCGACUUCAUCAAGUCCUUGUUGGUUAAAAACCCCAGGAAGAGAGCCACGGCAGAAGAAUGCCUCAAACACCUCUGGCUGAACCCACUCCCCCAUCCCCACUCCCACCCGCAUCUCCACACCAGGUCGGCCUCGUCUCUGGACGAGCCGGAGACGAGCCAGUCCGAGUCGGAGCCCGAGAGCCCGGCCCCCUCCCCGGAGCUGGACUUGAUCGGCUCGUACCUGGGGUGCCCGGGCCAGGGGGGGCUGAAGGCGGGCCGCAACACCUUCUCCUUCAGCGAGGCCCCGUUCCUCACGCUGCCUGAAAUACAGCAGGAGCUGAUCUGCUGAGUGACGCUCCACAGGAUGGAGGGAGAGAGAGAGAGAGAGAGACUGAACAUAUUCAAUCUCGACGGACGCUGAGAGCGAGUCAGCCUGCAGCUUCUUGGACUGGAUGUGACACAGCGCCGUGCUGUAUGGAUGCUGUACGCCUGCUGCUGCUGCUGGCUGCUUCCACUGCUGUGACGUCUGUGAGCUGGGCUGUUUGAUACCUCUGAGUGUGUGUGUGUGUGUCUGUGUGUGUGCGUGAGAAUAAUCCCUGCUACCGCGUGCUGAUUUAUCAUUGCACGGCAGGGAUGUGAGAGGAGUGAAGAUGUGGGAGAAAGACUCAUAAGGAAUGUGUCGCAGGACUGCACUGCUGCCUUAAAAGUGACAGAACUGCUCUCAGCUUCCCACUGAGGCUGGUUCACCCCCUGCACGCACACUGGUUUCUCGUUUUCCUUUUGAAGGAGGAGAGGCAGCCUCCUGCCUCCUUGGGAAAUGACUUCACUCACCGUGCACUCUCAUCAAAACAUGUUAUGCUUCAGCUGACCCAGACAUACCUUCUGCGAUGAGUUCUCUUGAAGGAAGUGAGGGGUUUUGACAGAUGGUUCUUCUUAACAAAGGAAUUAAAAAAGCCAGCGCACAUUAACUUUUUCCACUGUUUGAUAUGUUUAUUUAUAAUGAUUUUCCUAUACCACUUCAGCCCCUUGACUAUACAAAAGCCCCGUCAAUGCAACAGUUUUAGGUGGAGAUGGAAGCAUUCGUGUUUUUUAAGGACAAUCGAGCACUUUUUCAUUUCGUGUGUGUGUGUGUGUGUGUGUGUGUGUGUGUGUGUGUGUGUGUGUGUGUGUGUGUGUGUGUGUGUGUGUGUGUGUGUGUGUGUGUGUGUGUGUGUGUGUGUGUGUGUGUGUGUGUGUGUGUGUGUGUGUGUGUGUGUGUGUGUGUGUGUGUGUAAUCAUAAGAAACCAAAGGCUCAUCAAGCACAGUCAGCUGUCACAAUGUACUGUACAUAUUCAUAUGUAUCCACUGUUUUUGUCACACAACCUUUUUUGCUCACAAAGUGCCACGGUGUCAACCUCAAGUCUGAGUUAAUAUAAUAGUUUUACUUGCAUUUUGUUUUAUUUUGUUUGCUAUUGCACAAGUUGCACAAGUUUGUUUUUUUUUGUACUUAACUGCGAUGUUGCCACUUGUUUUCUUGCUCUUUAAUAACUAUUGUAAAAACAUCAGUCAGGAAUGGCAGGAAAGCAACAGUUCAGUUUGAUGUUUAGGAUUGUAAUAGAUAAGCAAUGACAUGGUCAACUGAAGAGCACAGAUUUGAAUUGAUAUGUGAUAUGUGACGCUCGGGAGCAGAGAAAUAGUUUUUGAAUUUCUCAAAAGUACUGAAAUGUAUAUUGUGAGUUAGUAUUAAAAUUCAUUUGUAAGGAUAAUUGAUGUUUUUUGUUUUGUUUAUUAUUAUUUUUUUUACCAGUGUAUGAAUGUUAACAUCAUUAUAUCAAGUCUUAUUUUGUACGUUAACUUUUACUUAUUAUUGUCUGCUCAUGAAUUUCAGGCAGGUUUGCACUUGUCCUUGUGGACGUUAUGUUAAAAUUAAUAAAUGUUGAUGGCAUGUAUUGCAAAAUGUAACGAAGAAAAUCAAAUACAUGUGCAUUUUGUAUCAAACUAA